Messenger RNA from Magnolia sinica, 1153 nucleotides. RefSeq names its product probable disease resistance RPP8-like protein 2. Bases 1 to 1080 code for a protein of 359 amino acids. The record is from RefSeq and is a predicted model, not a curated record. The transcript has 2 exons. NCBI's taxonomy places the organism in Eukaryota, Viridiplantae, Streptophyta, Magnoliopsida, Magnoliales, Magnoliaceae.
AUGUGUGGCUUCCAAGAGAAGAAGAAAAGUCUCUACAGAGGCUUUAAGUUGCUGAGGGUGUUGUAUAUACACGGUGUGAUAAUAGACAAGCAACCGAGAGAAAUAGGUGAACUAAUCCACUUGAGAUACCUCGGGUGUACUCGAACUUCUUUAAAAAGUCUCCCAUCGUCCAUAGGCAGUCUUCCCAAUUUACAAACUCUAUUUGUAGCAUCUUCUUGUUAUAAAGUAAAAGUACCAAGCACAAUCGGGAAGAUGCAACAGUUAAGACAUCUUCAACUAAGUUGGGCAGUCAUGAAAGGGCAACCAAGGCUUGAGCAGAUAAGUAACCUCCAGACUCUAUCAAAUGUGGAGGCUGGCAAAUGGAUGGAGGGCUGCUUGGGAAAGCUCACCAAUCUUAGAAAAUUAGGAAUAGUUUUAGUAACAACAGCUGAUGCUGAGGUAUUCAAAGAUUCUAUUGUCAAAUUGGGCUGCCUCCACUCUCUGUCGGUUUCAGUAAGAGAUGAAAGGUUAAGAAGAAGCGAACAAUUCGAACGCCAAGAGUGGUCGCUACCUCCUUUUUCAAAUCUUCUCAAAUUAAGUAAGUUGUGUUUGAGAGGAAACUUAGAGAGGUUACCCGAGUCUGCUCAAUUCCCAGUAAACCUCACCAAGCUUACCUUGAAAUACUCCCGUUUAAAGCAAGGCCAAUUGGCGACUUUAGAGAAGCUGGAAAAACUCCGCAUUCUCAAAUUGCUGGAACGUUCGUACGUGGGAAAGGAAAUGGUUUGCUCUUCACAAGGGUUUCCUCAGCUUGAAUCCUUAUAUCUUGUACAAUUAUAUGAAUUAGAGGAGUGGAGAGUGGAGAAAGGAGCUAUGCCAAGUCUUUUACAUUUACGGAUAGGAUGGUGCCACGGAUUGAAAAAGCUUCCGGAAGGACUGCAACACGUGACUACCCUCAAGAAAUUGGAGUUGUGGUGGAUGCGCUCUGAAUUGGAGAAAAGGCUUAAAGAAUACAGCGGAGAUGGAGAGGGAGAGGGAGAGGAUUGGCAUAAGAUUCGGCACAUACCCUCCAUCGACAUACGUUCUUUCUAUGGUGAGACUUAAUUUCCCCUCUUCAUUUUUAUUUACCUCAUAAUUAUACCAUUUCUUUUUUGGGAAUUUAUAUAGAAUUUAGAUU